AUGGGCAGAUUCGAACCGUCACGGCGUCCCAAAAUAAAAGAAGGAAGCGACUUGAGGAAGCUUGAGUGCAGCUGGGUGCACGCGUCCCUCGAAGGGCCGUCCUCUGCGGAGGCAGAGGAUUUACCCAUUGGCUGGGAGGAGACGAGCACGUGUGUUCCCGCUGGUGGUCCCGGGGCGAGGACCGCGGACUUGUCGGGCUGGGAAGCCGAAAAAGGGAGCAUCGGGGUGCCGAUCGGGGGCCGAGAGCAUUGCCCCAACAGAGGACGAGCCGAGGAGCUGCGUCAGGGCAACGUCUCCGCCAUUGUUUUUCUUUUGAGAUUACAGGAUCGGGCCUUAGGCUAUGGAGUGUCGGCUUGCCGCCGAGGCCGAGACAUCAUUGUUGCUGAUGAGGCCCACCACAGUUUCCUCAUCUGCGGAUUUGAUGAUACAAUUCGAGUUAUGCCUGGAAUGACAGUCUUUAUUUUGUUUGUUUUAUUUUCAGCCAUAUUGUCUGUGAUUGGAAAUGGAGCCGUGCUCACUGUUGCCAUCCUGAAAUCAUCUCGACUGAAGCCUGCUGAGCUGCUCAGCGUAAAUCUCGCAGUGACUGACCUGGGCAUGGCGCUCACCAUGUAUCCGCUUGCUAUUGCCUCGGCUUGGAGCCAUGCCUGGCUGGGAGGUGACAGCUCCUGCAUUUAUUACAGCGUGGCUGGAUUCCUUUUUGGUGUGGCAAGCAUCACGACACUGGCUGUUAUGGCUGUUGUUCGCCUAAACCUAACCUCAACGUCUUCUGUUACAACCAAUAAACUAAAUCAAAAGAAAAUCCUGCACGCCAUUGCCUGCAUUUGGCUCUAUGCCUUAUUUUGGGCCCUCCUUCCACUGUGCGGGUGGGGGAAAUAUGGACCUGAGCCCUUUGGUAUCUCCUGCUCUAUCCUGUGGGCAACGGCACACGAAUCACGCAACCAAUCCUCAUUCAUCGUGGUGAUCUUUAUGCUCUGUAUUAUUUUGCCCACCUUCACCCUUGUGCACUGCUAUUCCCUAAUAGCCUGGAAACACCACAAGGCCUACAAGGCAAUGAAGAACAGGGAGCAGAUCCCCAAUGCCGGGAAGCUGGACAGACAGCUAACUCUGAUGGCCGUUUUGGUCACUGCUGGCUUCCUCAUCUGCUGGACACCCUAUACUGUGGUCAGUUUCUGGUCCAUGUUCUACUCCAGCGCCAACAUCCCACCUGAGAUGAGCCUGCUGCCAUGUUUGUUUGCCAAGUCCUCCACCGUGUACAACCCUUUCAUUUACUACAAAUUUAGUAAAACCUUUAGGAAGGAGGUGAGGGAUCUCAAACGAUACUGUCUGUGCUGCCUGAAGGUGACCGACAGCGGCAACCCCUCAAGAGAGGAACCCACUGUACAUAGGAUGGAAAAGAACAUUGUUGACAUCAGACCGGUGUCCAUCGAUAAUAAUAAAAGUAACCAAGAAACGGAGGGAGCACUAGAGCUGAGUGAUGGCACCAACUGUUAA
Molecule: messenger RNA, 1491 nt
Organism: Erpetoichthys calabaricus (reedfish)
Lineage: Eukaryota; Metazoa; Chordata; Cladistia; Polypteriformes; Polypteridae
Product: opsin-5-like
Exons: 5
Coding region: 1-1491 (496 amino acids)
Biological process (GO): G protein-coupled receptor signaling pathway; visual perception
Cellular component (GO): membrane
Molecular function (GO): G protein-coupled receptor activity
Source: RefSeq, a predicted model, not a curated record